Diaporthe batatas is the source of this 1179-nucleotide messenger RNA. RefSeq lists its product as uncharacterized. The transcript has 4 exons. The record is from RefSeq and is a predicted model, not a curated record. The coding region runs from base 1 to 1179 and encodes 392 amino acids. NCBI's taxonomy places the organism in Eukaryota, Fungi, Ascomycota, Sordariomycetes, Diaporthales, Diaporthaceae.
AUGGCGCCGCCCUUCUCGUCACCCCAAGGUAACGCGCCGCAGACGCUGGCUGCUCUGUGGUGCCUUGUCGUAGUGGCCCUGGUCUUCGUCCUCCUACGGCUCUACACCCGCUACAAGGUCAUUGAUGCCAUAGGAGUAGAUGACCACCUCUUCAACGUCGCCUUUGUUCUCCUGGUGGUCUAUUGCAGUUUGAUCACAGCAUCCUGCUUCUACGGCUUCGGCUUAAUCCGAGACGAUGUUCCAGACCCAUGGCAUCGGUCACUGGUGAUUAUUCUCACGAAUGCCGGCCAGACAGUCGUCGGAGUUGCGGUCUGGUUAUCAAAGACCGCUCUCGCCUUUUUCUUGCUGCGCAUAUUCGGAGCUUGUGGUCGAAAGACUCGUUAUACUAUCAUCAUCCCGCCUAUUCUAUUGGGGCUGUUUGUAACGGCGGGUCUCCUGGCGUUCUGGCUCGAAUGCCGACCGGUCUCUUACCUGUGGGACCGGCUAAAUCCGGAUGGAGUUUGCGGGGACAGUGCGGUUUAUUUGAACCUCAUCGCGGCCAUCCUCAGCUUUUUGUGCGACUUUAUCUUUGCGGCGCUGCCCUGGUUCACCCUCAGGAAUAUUCAAAGUAAGCACGUUGUUGAAGCUACGGAGGAACAGGAACUUACAUCUACACCUAGUGCCGCCACGGGAAAAGAAAAUCGUAUUAUACAGCCUAAGCCUUGGAAUUUUGUAAGUUUUGCUGGUGCGUGUGGAAUAAUGCGAGCAGUCAAGCUACCAACCAUGUCCGACGGAGAAUAUAUGCGGGAUCGGGCAACCUUAAUCGUCUGGCAUGCAGCGGAGCUCACAGUAACUAUGGUUGCCAUCGGAAUACCUGUUUGUCGGCCGCUCUGGAAGGGAUGGGUGAACCGGAUACUGCCAGGCGGCCAGCAAGAACAAAUAUUUUCGGCCAGUUACUUCAGUGGUGAGCAAAGGACGAUAGGAGGCUCCGAGAUGAAAUGGCCAUCCAAAGGAACCGAUUCAAAAGAAAGGUCGAAAUCGAGAAAGGGUAGCAGGGGCCACAGAUCUAGGCCCAGUGACAUCAUUACUACUCACAACGACGACAUCGAGAUGCUGCAGACAGGGGACACCAUGGAGAAGGAUCUCGCAUCAGGAGGGGGACGCACACCAGAUAGCUGGUCAUCUUGGACACGCCCCUGA